CGCCGUCAGUCGGUCCCUCGGUCCCUCCCUCGGGACUCCUGCGCGUCCGGACCCGAGGGCAGAGAAGGAGCGCGAGCCGGCAGACGGCCGUCGGGGCAGGGCGCCCGCAGGGAUGGGGGGCGAGAGUCAGCAUUACUACGGGAAGCACGGAACACCACAGAAGUAUGACCCCACCUUCAAAGGACCCAUUUACAACAGAGGCUGCACAGACGUCAUUUGCUGUGUGUUCCUCCUCCUGGCCAUUGUGGGCUAUGUGGCUGUAGGCAUCAUAGCUUGGACUCACGGGGACCCUCGAAAAGUGAUCUACCCCACUGAUAGCCGAGGCGAGUUCUGCGGGCAGAAGGGCACAAAAAAUGAGAACAAACCCUUCCUGUUUUAUUUCAACAUUGUGAAGUGUGCCAGCCCCCUGGUCCUGCUGGAAUUCCAGUGUCCCACGCCCCAGAUCUGCGUGGAGAAAUGUCCUGACCGUUACCUCACCUACCUGAACGCUCACAGAUCCCAGGACUUUGAGUACUACAAGCAGUUCUGUGUGCCUGGCUUCCAGAACAACAAGGGUGUGGCUGAGGUCCUCCGAGAUGGCGACUGCCCCGCUGUCCUCACCCCCAGCAAACCCCUGGCCCGGCGGUGCUUCCCAGCCAUCCACAGCCACAAGGGGGUCCUCAUGGUGGGCAACGAGACAACCUAUGAGGAUGGGCAUGGCUCUCGGAAAAACAUCACAGAGCUGGUGGAAGGCGCCAAGAAGGCCAAUGGAGUCCUGGAGGCCCGACAGCUGGCCAUGCGGAUAUUUGAAGAUUAUACAGUCUCCUGGUACUGGAUUAUCAUAGGCCUGGUCAUCGCCAUGGUAUUGAGCCUCCUGUUCAUCGUCCUGCUCCGCUUCUUGGCUGGCAUUAUGGUCUGGGUGAUGAUCGUCAUGGUGAUUUUGGUCCUAGGCUACGGAAUAUUUCAUUGCUACAUGGAGUACGCUCGACUGCGUGGCGAGGCCGGCUCUGACAUCUCCCUGGUGGACCUUGGCUUCCAGACGGACCUCCGCGUGUACCUGCACUUGCGGCAGACCUGGAUGGCCUUCAUGAUCAUUCUGAGCAUCCUCGAGGUUAUUAUCAUCUUACUGCUCAUCUUUCUACGGAAGAGAAUUCUCAUCGCCAUUGCACUCAUUAAAGAAGCCAGCAGGGCUGUGGGAUACGUGAUGUGCUCCUUGCUGUACCCACUGGUCACCUUCUUCCUGCUGUGCCUUUGCAUCGCCUACUGGGCUAGCACUGCUAUCUUUCUGUCCACUUCCAACGAAGCUGUCUAUAAGAUCUUCAAUGACACCGCUUGCUCAGUUGCUGGGAAAACCUGCAACCCUGAGACCUUCCCCUCCUCCAAUGAAUCCCGCCUGUGCCCUGAAGCCCACUGCCAGUUCGCCUUCUACGGUGGUGAGUCGACUUACCACCGGGCCCUGCUGGGCCUGCAGAUCUUCAAUGCCUUCAUGUUCUUCUGGCUGGCCAACUUCGUGCUGGCGCUGGGCCAGGUCACGCUAGCUGGCGCCUUCGCCUCCUACUACUGGGCCCUGAACAAGCCGGAUGACUUGCCUGCCUUCCCACUCUUCUCUGCCUUCGGCCGGGCGCUCAGGUAUCACACAGGCUCUCUGGCCUUCGGCUCCCUCAUUCUGGCCAUCGUGCAGAUCAUCCGAGUGAUACUCGAGUACUUGGAUCAGCGCCUGAAAGCUGCGGAGAACAAGUUUGCAAAGUUCCUCAUGACCUGUCUCAAAUGCUGCUUCUGGUGCCUGGAGAAAUUCAUCAGAUUCCUCAACAGGAAUGCCUACAUCAUGAUUGCCAUCUACGGCACCAACUUCUGCACCUCAGCCAGAAACGCCUUCUUCCUGCUUAUGAGAAACAUCAUCAGGGUGGCUGUCCUGGACAAAGUUACCGACUUCCUCUUACUGUUGGGCAAACUUCUGGUCGUGGGUAGUGUGGGGAUCCUGGCUUUCUUCUUCUUCACCCACCGAAUCAGGAUCGUGCAGGACACAGCACCACCCCUCAAUUAUUACUGGGUCCCUAUACUGACGGUGAUCAUCGGCUCCUAUCUGAUUGCCCACGGCUUCUUCAGCGUCUACGGCAUGUGUGUGGACACACUGUUCCUCUGUUUCUUGGAGGACCUGGAGAGGAACGAUGGCACCACUGAGAGGCCUUACUUCAUGUCUCUCACCCUCAAGAAGCUUCUGAACAAGACCAACAAGAAGCCAGCGGAGUCCUAAAGGCCCCGCCCUCCUACCCCUUCCCGGAAGUCUCACAAUGGGUGCUUGGCAGCUGGGUCAGAACCCCCAGCCCAUCGGGCUGACCUGAAGUCCUAUCACUGCCACCCCCUUCCUGCCCCUCCCCAUCAUCCAGUUACCUCCCUAUGCUAAGGCCAGUCCGCGUUUUCACGGCCGCCCACCCCCACCAAGACUGUGCGAUGAGUCUCUCCAGCCCCCACUGGCCCAGAUGAGAAGCCCAGCGAGGCUUCUUGAUGUCUGACAUGCAAGGGCCCUCUGUGGGCUGCCCUCCGCUUCCUGUCCCCCUCUUAUGACAGGACAGUGUUUGUGUCUGCAGCAGCGGUGGCCACAGGAAGGCCACCUUUCACUUGCGUCUGCUCCGGCCAGGAUGCCAGGACCCUUCUCUGGGGCUGAACAACUGGCUACCGGCUGCUGCAGUCAUUUAUUAUUAUUUUUUUAACCUCGACGUGCGUUAAAGGGUCUGUUAGCUUUUUUUCUAUCUGUCGUCACGGCUGAGAUGGGGCCACUGAGGAAUGCUUUCCAAUGUCCCCUCCUCGGGUAUGGCUGGGGUGGGGGUGGGGGUGUGCCAGGUAGGGGUGUCUCCUGGCACAGAAGGCAGGCUGUCCGGGGAGGGAGGCUGGGAUCAAGCUGGUGUGGAACAGGGGGGAGGAGGUCGCUCAGAGCGGCUUAAUGGAAACCGGCUGGCUGGCAGGUUGGGCCAAAUCCCGCCGCCCCCCGCCGCCCUUCUCUGCCAGUUACUGACACAGCUCUCUUUGUAAGAGAGAAAAGAAACUGAAUCCACCCAAGGGAUGAUUUCAGAGGAAGUGGGGAGAUGGGCAGAUGCCCUGGGCAAAUGGGGGGACCCCUCCCCCCGCCCAGUCACCUCGCCUUGAGGAUCCUUUUGCCAAAUUUAUCGAACUCGGGGGGAACGGGUGUGCUGGUUCCCCCUUCACCAUAUCCCAAGCCCUCCCCUCCCCCCAAAUCCAAUCCAGGAUCCCAAUCCGGGAUCUGGAGAAAUCCCAGCCUGGGGUUUCUGUCUCCAGUGCCUGCCGCCCCCUCCCCCAUUCUGUCCGUACACCCCUCUACUUGUAACUGCAUUCCAACCACUAAUAAAGUGCCUAUUGUACAGAG
Messenger RNA from Mesoplodon densirostris (Blainville's beaked whale), 3361 nucleotides. It is a transcript of the gene SLC44A2, whose product is annotated as solute carrier family 44 member 2. The coding region runs from base 113 to 2233 and encodes 706 amino acids. Gene Ontology annotation, biological process: transmembrane transport; choline transport. The record is from RefSeq and is a predicted model, not a curated record. NCBI's taxonomy places the organism in Eukaryota, Metazoa, Chordata, Mammalia, Artiodactyla, Ziphiidae. Gene Ontology annotation, molecular function: choline transmembrane transporter activity. The transcript is spliced from 22 exons. Gene Ontology annotation, cellular component: membrane.